AUCCGCUUGCCCUAAAAUACUUAAGUCGAGUAUCUACCCUUUAGCUCCAGGUACACCAGUACUACCUACCAUUGAAGUAUUAUACUGUCACUGCGUCCAUACUCUUCUAUAAUGUCUUUAUUCUCAAUAUUAUCACUAUCCACGCUAUGUAUUAUCUCCCACGCAGCACCACUGGGUGGUCAGACAAUUGGUCAUGAUACCGCGCUACUAGCUAGCUACGACUUCAUAAUAGUAGGCGGAGGCACCAGUGGACUUGUUGUAGGAAAUAGAUUAUCUGAAAAUGCAGGUCAGAAUCACUUACUUAUUUACAUGAUUUAAUACUUACCAUAAUUAUAAUACAGCAACGAGCGUUCUUAUUAUCGAAGCUGGUGAACUGUGAGUUAUAUGCAUUUGGAAACUUUUUUGGAUUUAAGAUUACAUGUCUAAUGGGUGUGAAUUUUGAAGUGAUCAGGGGGAAGACUCUAUAUAUGUGCCGCUUUUUGCAGGAAUUAGUAAUGGGGCUAUAGGGACUCAGUAUGAUUGGAACCUAACCUAUUCACCGCAGACAGCAGCGCAUGAUCGGGAAAUUGCUAUACCAUUGGGUAAGGUAGUAGGUGGAGGCUCUUGUUUGAAUAAGAUGGUUUUUGAUAUUGCUGGGAAAGUGGAUUAUGAUCGCUGGUUGGAAGUAGGGGCUGUUGGUUGGGAUGAUCUCUUUCCAUAUUUUAAAAAGGUAUGGUCUUUCUCUUUCUAUUAACUUAAGGAUUAGAUGGACUCAUUUGUUGUUAAAUAGUUAACCAAUUUCACGCCACCCGCGCCGGAAAUCGCAAAAGAAUGGGAUAUACAAACUGAUACUGCAGCACAUGGAUAUAACGGUUAUGUAGUAGACCACCUACCAAUCAUUGUGACACCGACUGAUAUUUUAUAGGUUCAUUCAAGCUAUCCGACCUUUUAUUGGCCAUCCACCAGUGAGUGCAUUGCAAGAACCUUGACGUUAUUUAUAUCUGUUAACCAGUUGCUAGAAUACUUCUUUGCUGCCAUGAAAUUCCUUGGGACCCGCAAAGUAUUUGAUUCUCUAAAUGGAGAUGCAAAUGGUGCUUUGUGGAACCCACAGUCACUUGAUCCAGAUACCAAGACGCGAUCGAAUUCUAGAACUGCUUAUUGGAACAGUGCAAGUAACCGGACAAAUUUACACCUUUUGACUGGACAUCAGGCAACAAAAUUGAUCACUAAAUCAAACAACUGGGGAGUUUCAAUUAUUGGUGUGGAGGUAAGUGUUUACCGAUGAAUCCUUUUAACAAUUUUCUGACUUUGAACAUAGUAUGCCACUGGUUCCAACUCCACGAAGUCGACUGUAUUAGCGAAAAAGGAGGUCAUUCUCGCAGCUGGUGCUAUACACUCGCCUCAGCUGCUUCAAUUAUCUGGAAUCGGAGAGCCUUCUUUGCUUAAAAAGCUCGGCAUAAACACUGUGGUAAACUUGCCAGGGGUUGGUGCAAACUUUCAAGAUCACCCGUUGCUUGCGUCCGUUAAUAGCUGUGCGUUGAUAUGCCCAAAUCUUAGGAUAACAACGACUGAUUAGCUUAUUAGUGAACAUUGCUCUCAACUCGAACAAUCUGACAACUAAUGCGGCUUUCAAUGCUGAAAUGUUAGCAUUGUACAGAUUCAAUAAAACAGGUAGGUAAAACGUAUUAGUAUUUGAGACCGGCCUUAACCAAGUAGUACAGGUCCUUAUUCCACUGCAGGGGUGAAUGCAUUCGCCUUUCUUGGAACUCCCUCUUUCACCAACACAACUUCACAAAUCGUGUCUUCCGCUUCAUCAAUCACUCCGGCAUCAUACUUGCCACCUGAUGCUGACCGGUCCGUCUUGUUGGGAUAUGAGGCCCAAUACAGAAUUCUCACUCGAGAUCUCCCAUCAAAUAGCGUUCCAAUUAUGGAAUUCAUAUUUCUCGAUGGGCCAGUAUAUGCAAUUCUUCAACAUCCUUUCUCUCGUGGUACAGUAGCGAUUACUUCCACGGAUCCUUUCAUUCCACCAUCAGCAAACCCAGGAUUCCUAUCGCAUCAAACGGAUCUUCUUCUGCUGAGUGCUGCGGCUAGAUAUGCACGUAAAAUAAUAAACACUCCAACAUUUGCACCGCUAUCACCAGUUGAAAGCAUUCCUGGUCCAGCUGUGCAAACCGAGUCGGACAUUCAAACAUGGGUUCGCUCAGCUAUUGUUUCGACGUAUCAUCCAAGUGGUUCUACAUCGAUGAUGAAGAGACAACUUGGAGGAGUGGUUGACUCCAAUUUUAAGGUUUAUGGAGUUGAGAAUUUGAGAGUGGUUGAUGCGGGUACAUUUCCUAUGAUACAGGCUGCGCAUUUGCAGGUUACUGUGUACGCAAUGGCCGAGCGAGCUGCCGAUGCGAUUAAGAAGGCAUAUCGACUUUGAGGCUGGUGAGGUUGAGGGCUAUGGAGAUAGGCUGAGUAUUAGGAAUGAAUGCAACUGAACAAGUAAAUUCCUCUUGCUCUCGAAGAAUGAGUAAAGUAAAGUAGCUCACCAUCAAUCACAUGAUGAUUGGUCGUGAAGAAAACUGAAAGACUCAAUAUCACGAUGUCUGGUGCUUCAUACAGAAUGAAUGGAUUUGACUGCUCGAUCCGAUGAUCUGGUUGAGAUGUGUAGUUGCUGUAAAGAAUGUGUCUAUUUCAAUGUUGUUUCAAUGAUAUCUCCAUCUUUUGGGAAUGUUGAUCUUAUUGUACUGGAAUCUAGUGCAAUAGAUACAUUGAUAGUUGUACUCGAGUAAUGGAAUUGUUGAACUUGCCAUCUGUGCUGUGAUUUGUUAAAAGCACGCUACCAUAUUCGCGAUAUAGGCAGGUGCAUGCCUAUAAGCGAUCCAAACUUAGGCUUUCCUUCCAUCAACACAUCCUCAACCGUUCAAUUAACCACCAGGACUUGCCUGUACACGCAUAACAGGGUCUUAUAUAAAUAACAAGAUCUAACCAAA
Sclerotinia trifoliorum is the source of this 2954-nucleotide messenger RNA. Lineage: Eukaryota; Fungi; Ascomycota; Leotiomycetes; Helotiales; Sclerotiniaceae. The record is from the annotation of a GenBank genome assembly.